Leptomonas pyrrhocoris is the source of this 530-nucleotide messenger RNA. RefSeq names its product putative mitochondrial mitochondrial pyruvate carrier protein 2. The record is from RefSeq and is a predicted model, not a curated record. The transcript has a single exon. Lineage: Eukaryota; Euglenozoa; Kinetoplastea; Trypanosomatida; Trypanosomatidae. Gene Ontology annotation, cellular component: mitochondrial inner membrane. The coding region runs from base 111 to 530 and encodes 139 amino acids. Gene Ontology annotation, biological process: pyruvate import into mitochondria.
AGGAUCGUCUGUUCACGCCUACCUGGCCCCCCCCGCUUUCACCCCACUCCGCGUUUAUUAUUUCUUAGCAGGUUGUCUACCUUCUUGUUGAAUAAAGAAAUUCCGCUAAGAUGUCCACCGUCGCUGCACAGGCCAUUCCGAAGGCAUUCCCCAAAGUAUUCCACAGCUGGGUGGGCACGGGGCGCAUUUUCAACUUCCUGAAGCCCUACGAGACGAACCCGGUCAUCGCCUACUUGAACAGCAUCUACAACACCGCUCCCCUUUUCAAGUGGUCCCUCUCCAUCGUUCCGCUGUACGGCAUCGUCUCGGGCAACCCCCCAGUCGAGAAGAUCGACAUCAAGUCCAGUGUGGCACUCUGUGCGACCGGCUGUGUGUGGUUCGUCUACGCCCUCCUCAUCCAGCCGCAGAACUCCGGCAGCCGCUCAUUGGCCCUCGUGAACAUUUGCCUGGCCACCGUGAACGGGUACAACUGCUACCGCUCCGCAGCUUAUCAGCGAAGCCAGGCGGCGAAGGUGAAGACGAUCGCGUAA